AUGCGCCUUUCUUUCAAUCAUCUAGUAAUCAACCGGAUGCCUUUCGGGAGAAACAGAUUCUGAUAGACUUUUACUGGUUUCACUUAACACAAUGUCAGCAAGAUACGACAGAGCGAUCACUGUGUUUUCUCCAGAUGGUCACCUCUUUCAGGUGGAAUAUGCUCAAGAGGCUGUAAAGAAAGGUUCCACAGCAGUGGGCAUCCGAGGUAAAGACAUUGUUGUCCUUGGUGUUGAGAAGAAAUCUGUUGCCAAACUGCAGGAGGAGAGAACUGUCCGCAAGAUAUGUGCUCUUGACGAACACGUCUGUAUGGCGUUUGCAGGCCUCACUGCAGACGCCCGUAUUGUCAUCAACAGAGCUCGGGUAGAGUGUCAGAGUCACAGGCUCACUGUCGAGGAUCCAGUCACCGUGGAGUACAUAACACGCCACAUAGCCACCCUCAAACAGCGAUACACCCAGAGUAACGGACGCAGACCGUUCGGCAUCUCCGCCCUGAUCGUGGGCUUCGACUACGACGGGACCCCCCGACUCUAUCAGACAGACCCCUCAGGCACCUACCAUGCUUGGAAGGCAAACGCCAUUGGCCGCAGCGCAAAGACGGUGAGAGAGUUCCUGGAGAAGAACUACACAGACGAAGCCAUAGCUGGUGACAACGAGGCGAUAAAGCUGGCCAUCAGAGCCCUGCUCGAGGUGGUCCAAUCAGGAGGGAAAAACAUUGAACUUGCAGUGAUCAGAAGAAACCAACCACUGAAGAUCUUGGAGUCCAAAGAGAUUGAGACUCUGGUGGCAGAAAUAGAGAAAGAAAAGGAAGAAGAAGUGGAGAAGAAGAAACAGAAAAAAUCCACUUAAAUGUUGUCAGUCAAACCCUGGUUUCAUUCGGUCAAACCCUUGGUUUCAUUUGGUCAAACCCCUGGUUUAAUUUAAUCAAACCCCGGGUUUCAUUUCACAAUUCGAUUGAGGCUGCAGUUUCCCUUCAAAUAUCCAAAAGUGUCACGCUUUACAGCCUCAGUUACAACUAUCAUUUUACAGACACACUGGACCCAAACUUGAGACCCAUGAACUCACUGUUCUUUUCAUGGACAGUUACAUCAAACACCUAACCCUUUUUAUGUUUGACAUGGGUUUCACUAGUUUCAUUUUUGUGAAUAGAAACAAAAAUGCUGAAUUUCAAGUUGGGGUUCAGCUACAAAGUAUGUUCAACAUCUGUCACCUGAGGUCAUGUUUUGUAACUACUUUAAUGCUAAUGAUUCAGAAGGUUUAGUGGGUCAAAACCUAAUAAACUCCAAUUGUUUAUCAAUCAUCUUUGUUAUUUAAGUGUGAAUUCCACAAGUCAUUCCAAAUUGUACGUAAUGUUCAUGGUGUACACAUAAGCAGGUCAUUACAACUAGUGCAGUGCC
Molecule: messenger RNA, 1395 nt
Organism: Hypomesus transpacificus
Lineage: Eukaryota; Metazoa; Chordata; Actinopteri; Osmeriformes; Osmeridae
Product: proteasome subunit alpha type-7
Exons: 7
Coding region: 92-847 (251 amino acids)
Biological process (GO): ubiquitin-dependent protein catabolic process
Cellular component (GO): proteasome core complex, alpha-subunit complex; nucleus; proteasome core complex
Source: RefSeq, a predicted model, not a curated record